UCGGGGAAGGGCGAAGACGAACCACCAGAAGCUCGAGCCGCCGGGCCUCGAGACCAGACAGCAGUAACCCGAUGCCAGCAGCUAACCCGAUGCUUGUCACCCUUCUCGCCCUCAACUCUGCAGCCAGCAGCGCAGCGCUCGCGCCCAAGCCGCCGACCCGCCGCGGCGUGCUUGCUGCGGCUGGAUCGGUCGCAGCGGGAGUCAAAGCUGCCAGCGCCCCCUCUGAGCCUCAGUCCAAUUCGAAGCCUUGGGUGGCGGAUGCAAGGAUCGGUGCGGACGAGCAGUACGCGGGCAGCCUGCCCUACGAUCCGUGGGCGCACUCGUCGCUCUUUGGCCUCGUGCCGCCCCCCGUGGCCGGUACUUGGUCGCACCAGGAGCUCGUCGAUGCCGCGCGUGGCGGAGGGGUGGCUUCGGUGCAGAUUGCGCCUCAGCACGACGUGGUCAUCGCAGUCUCGACGAGCGGUCGGCGGUACGCCACGCCCAUGCUCGAUGACGACUUCCCCACGCUGCUGCUCGAGACGACUCGUCCAGACGGCUCCUACCCCUUCGCAGUCCUUCCGAUGGACGAGUCUCGUGCGGCGCUGCGCAGCGCCGCCGGCACGGCUCUGCGUCGCUCCUGCUGUGGCUGGCGGACUUGGCCGGACUGCUUCCCUGGGACACCACCCCGUACGCCUCCCUCGAGCAGCGAGAGAAGGCGCAGCGCGAGCGCGCAGAGGGCGCACGGCCGCCGCGCAAGUCUCUCGGGCAGCUUCUCUCCCGCCUCCUCGCCGCCCGCGGCAGCACAAAGCAGGCGAGCUGGAGGGGGGGGGAGGCAGGAGGAGGAGGCCGCGGCGCGCGAUCCCUUGCACGAGCCGUGCGCGCGAGCCGAUGUCGGACGAGUUGCGCCGCGCGUUUGGGAUGGCGAGCGAGCUGGGGGCUCGCGCCAAGGCGACUGCCGAGCGGCUCGAGCCCGCGGCGGCGGCCGAGGUGCGAGCGCAGGCCGUCGAGCUGCGCGAGCGGGCGGCCAAACUGCGCUUCCGUGCCAAGCUGGCCGCGCGCCGGCUGCAGCGAGAGUACGAGCCCGCAUGGGUAACGCCGCUCACGGCGGGCGGGGAGCUUCCCCGGCUCGAGCAGCUGCUGCGCCCCUUCCGCGUCUGGACGGACGGCGAGUGGGCGCAGUACAUCCAGCUCUCUCCGCUCGCGGGCACUUCAGCAUGCCGCCGCUGGCACGGUGCGGCGCCGUUUCCGGGACGAGAUGGGCGUUUGGCGGCUCAGCGCGCCCUUCUCGCGCUUCUACGGCCAGCCGGUGUACAUCCUCCGCCGUUGCAUCGCUUGAUGGCCGAGGUUUAGCUGGACGGAGUUGGCGGCGUGCCCGAGCGCACCCAUGUAGAAGUUGGGCGCGCAGCCGCCGGCGCCCCACCACCGCAUGUGCAUGUCGUCAUUUUUCGGUGUCUAGGGCUGCAUGUUGUUCACUCUUCUUUUGUUCGAUUCUUUUGUGUUUGCACGCUCGUGUGGGGUGGACGUGUGUUUUGCGUGCGGUGCCUCUGUUUGUGCUAUUUUGAUAACCACGUGUCACGCGUGUUUCCGGGGGCACGUCUUGUUUCCUGUUUAUAAUUACGUUCCUUCGCGUAAAUUUGCC
Molecule: messenger RNA, 1618 nt
Organism: Emiliania huxleyi CCMP1516
Lineage: Eukaryota; Haptophyta; Isochrysidales; Noelaerhabdaceae
Exons: 7
Coding region: 72-1541 (489 amino acids)
Source: RefSeq, a predicted model, not a curated record